Molecule: messenger RNA, 1908 nt
Organism: Epithele typhae
Lineage: Eukaryota; Fungi; Basidiomycota; Agaricomycetes; Polyporales; Epitheliaceae
Product: phosphoglucomutase 1
Exons: 17
Coding region: 1-1908 (635 amino acids)
Biological process (GO): carbohydrate metabolic process; purine ribonucleoside salvage
Molecular function (GO): phosphopentomutase activity; magnesium ion binding
Source: RefSeq, a predicted model, not a curated record
AUGAGCCUCACACCAGGGCUGAAAGAGCUGGUCGACCAAUGGCUGCGCCAAGAUCCGAACGAAGAGACUCGCAAGGAGGUGGAGACGCUGCUCAAGGAGGGGCAGUAUUCCGAACUCGAGAAACGGAUGAGCCCGCGAAUCGAGUUCGGCACGGCAGGUCUCCGAGGCCGGAUGGAGGCCGGAUGGGCGCGCAUGAACGAUCUCAUCAUCAUCCAGGCCUCCCAGGGAUUGUGCGCGUACGUCGUGAAAACUGUCGAGAACGCGCGUGAGCGCGGGAUCGUCAUCGGCUACGACCAUCGGUACCACUCCGAGAAGUGGGCGAAGCUGACCGCCGCGGUCUUCAUCGAGAACGGCGUGGCUGUGUACUUCCACGACGGCGUCGUGCACACCCCUUUAGUGCCGUUCAAUGUGAGAGCGAAACGGGCCGCGUGUGGUGUUAUGAUCACCGCCAGCCACAAUCCCAAGCAAGACAACGGGUACAAGGUCUACUGGGAAAAUGCAGUGCAAAUCAUCGAACCGCAUGACAAGGGCAUCUCACAGUCGAUCAAGGAGCACCAAGAACCUCGCCUUCUGAACAUCGAAUCUUUGCACACCUCUACCCUGCUGAAGCAGUACGGCUACGACGAGUACUUGGCAUACAUCGGCUCCCUUUGCCACAGCCGGACGGCCAACACCCAGACCCCGCUCAAGUUCGUGAACACCUCGAUGCACGGUGUGAGCGACUCGCCGAUGAGCAAGGCUUUCGAGCUGUUCGGCUUCCCGAUGUACGUCCCCGUCGCCGCCCAGCAGAAGCCGGACCCCGAGUUCCCGACGGUCAAGUUCCCGAACCCAGAAGAGAAGGGUGCUUUGGAUCUCGCCAUGGCCACCGCGACGGAGUGUGGUGCGGACUACAUCCUCGCCCAGGACCCGGAUUCCGAUCGGUUUGCGGCCGCGGAAAGGGGACCCGAUGGGAAGUGGAUCCAGUUCACGGGCGACCAGCUUGGGACAUUGUUCGCCAGUGCUUGCCUAGAGCAGUACAAGGAGACGGGAAAGCCACUCUCGAAACUCGCCAUGGUUGCGUCCACAGUUAGCUCGAAGAUGAUCGAAGCGAUGGCGCACGCCGAGGGCUUCAAGUUCGCGGAGUGCCUGACAGGUGUUGUCCCCUCUCCCCGCGUCCGAACGGUGCCCUCAUCCCAAAGCACAGGUUUCAAGUACAUCGGAAACACGGGCCUGACUCUGGAGCAGGAGGGCUACACCGUGCCGUUCGGGUACGAAGAGGCCAUCGGCUUCAUGUUCGGGGAUCAGCUCCGUGACAAGGACGGCGUCGCGGCCUCGGUCCGUACCCCUCCCUCCCACCCGCUCCCGGCUCGCCCCAACUCACCCUCCCCCGCCCCCAUCGCCCAGGUCGCGUUCGGAGAACUCGUCGUGCGCCUGCAGCAGCAGGGCAAGACCGCGAGCUCCCACCUCCGCGAGCUCUCCGAACGCUACGGCUUCUUCCAGCAACUCGUACUUCACCUGCACGGACCCGUCCACGAUCGCGCGCAUCUUCGCGCGCAUCCGCGCCUUCCCGCGUCCGCGUCCGCGCCCCCCGCCCUGCCCGCGUACCCGCCGACGCUCGCCGGGCUCGCCGUGACCGCGGUGCGGGACCUGACCGAGGGGCACGGGUACGAGAGCGCGAACGCGCCGAGCUGCGCGCCCACCCUCCCGCUCUCGUCCGGGCAGAUGAUCCAGUUCCGGGCGGAGCGCCGCGCGGACGGUGUGCGGGUCACGCUCACGACACGGACGAGCGGGACGGAGCCGAAGAUCAAGUACUACCUCGAGGGGAGCGGGAAGGACCCGGCGGCGGUGGCGGCGCUGCUGCCCAUGGUGGUACGGGAGCUGUCCGAGGUGUGGAUGGAGGCCGAGAAGAACGGGCUCGGGAAGCCGUAG